UCCCCGCCAAAAUUUCCCAUCGCCUGCAUCAAUUCAUUUUGUGGAUUCGGCUGAGGGUUCUUCGAACGGGAAUUUCUCUGAUACCUCACUCUUUUUGUACUCGAAAGGCUUCGCGACGAAGCUCUAUAUAUUUUCUCCCUACGGCCCUCCUUGGAGAGAAUCGAAAAAUUCAUACACACGAAAGCUGCACAGAACCGACGCUCGUCUCCAACACGCCAUGCCGAAAUUCGUGCCGCGGCAGCGCAAACACAAAGUCCUCGCGCGGCAAAAGCUCAACACCGACAAUGGACUAGAUGUGAACAAUGGAGCUGCGGGAGCGGAAGCGCAGGAUGCGAAUGCGCUCGAGAUACUGCCGGCGCAGCAGCGGGAGCGCGAGGAGCGCAAGCAGAAGAUUAAAGACGAGCUGGUGGAACAGCAGCGUGGGAAGAUGAGUGGGAAGAAAAAGAAGAGAUUGGAUAAAUACAUUGACACGAAACUCAAGAAGGAAGAGAACCUUGCACUACUGAAGAAGCUAGCUGCGCAAAAAAUCGAUACGAGUCUAUUCCGUAGCUCGACGAAACUGGGUCGUGCCCACGAUACGAAGCGAGAAACGUUGAGGCGCGCGCUUGCGGAGACGAAGGCUGGAAUCGAUGUGGAGAAGAAUGAAAGUAUUCUGCUGCAGAAGAGGAAGAUACCCGAGGGCGAAGCGCCGACUCGAGACGAGGAAGAAGAGGAAUCUGACGAAGACGAGGCAGCGGACGAACAUGUACCGUCGGUUGCUGCACCUUCGAUACGGAAUAAAUCGAAAAAACGGGAUAGGUCGCCCUCGAUGCCGGCUGAGGAGACAUCUGCGGUGACAUCUGUGAAGGAGGACGGGGCACAACCGCCGGCGAACCCUUUCUCAGGAGCUGGCCUGUUUGGCGGUGGGCUCAAGAGACCACUGGAGCUUGAUGAUGAGGGGAAGCCGAUUAUACAAACCAGAAAACGACGGAAAGGACCCAAACAAGCGGUGGCAGUGGAAGAAGAGGUUGAAUGGGAAGGCUUCAGCUCAGAUGGAGAAGAUAACGAAGAUGAGGAUUCCGCAUCCGGAUCAGACCAGUCUGACGAGGAAGGUUCUCAAGACGCAGAAUCGUUGUCAAAUUCCGAUGAGUCAGAAACGAGCUCAGGAGAAGAAAGCGACAGCGAUAGCCAAACAAGCUCAGACGGGGACAGAAAGGUCGUGAGAAAGGAGCGAGCAUCAGCAUUCAAAGCAUGGGCUACACAACAGCGGAACGAGGCUGUCGGAUUCGUUCCCACCAACAACCUGACGCACGCGAUGCCAGCUAAACCAGCCAACUUCACACCGCGCGCCCCCGAACAGGAUCCGCUGCCUGCGGAGCUUCAAUCAAAUACCGCAACUGAUACUACGAGGAAAGCAUUCAGUGUUACGGUGGACCGAACGCCCGAGAUCCAAGAAGCAAGGUUACAGCUCCCUGUAGUCGCCGAAGAACAAAAAAUUAUGGAAGCUAUACAUAACAACGACGUUGUGGUGGUGUGGGGAGCUACUGGUAGUGGAAAGACCACGCAGGUACCUCAGUUUCUGUACGAAUCAGGUUAUGGUGCUCCAGACGGACCGACACCAGGCAUGAUUGGCGUCACACAGCCGCGGCGAGUGGCUGCUGUGAGCAUGGCAAAGCGUGUUGGUGACGAAUUGGGAAGCGACAAGAACAAGGUGGCGCACCAGAUCCGAUUCGAUACCACGACGAGCGCAAAAACGGCGGUCAAGUUCAUGACGGAUGGUGUCCUCUUGCGAGAAAUAUCGCAAGACUUUGUUUUGACCAAGUAUUCUGCUAUCGUCAUCGACGAGGCACACGAGCGGAGCGUCAACACCGAUAUCCUAAUUGGCAUGCUGAGUAGGAUCGUGGAUCUACGAGCUGAAAUGGCGCGUACAGACAAGAAGACCAAACCACUCAAGCUCAUCAUCAUGUCUGCUACGCUGAGGAUCUCGGACUUUACAGACAACAAGCGGUUGUUUCGACAAGGUCCUCCGCCGUUGAUGAAGGCAGAGGGCAGGCAGUUCACUGUGACGAACCAUUUCGCCCGUCGAACACAACGAGAUUAUGUCGAGGAGAUGUUCAAGAAAGUUUGCAGGGGUCAUCGCAAGCUCCCUAAAGGCGGCAUGCUAGUGUUCCUUACCGGCCAGAAUGAGAUUGCCCAGCUAUCAAAAAGACUCAAGGAGGCUUUCUCUUCGACUCAAGGGCCUGAUGUUAAACUCGGCAAGGUGCAAAUCUCAGCUGAGGAGGCGCCUCUCGAAGAGGAGGAUCUGGAACUUCAGGAGCAAACGCAAGAUUUCGAAGACGAUGAUGGGUCUGAUUCUGACGGCUCCAUAAUGGGAGCAGACAACGAAGACGAUGAAGAAUUCGACAUUGGGGAAGAUGACAGCGAAGAGAAGGAUACCAAAGUUCAUGUGCUACCACUCUACUCACAACUUUCUACAAAUCAACAGCUGCGUGUAUUUGAGCCGCCGCCGGAUGGGUCACGCUUGAUUGUUUUGGCCACCAACGUUGCAGAAACGAGUUUGACUAUUCCGGGCGUUCGCUACGUAUUCGACUGUGGGAGAGCAAAGGAAAAGAAGUUUGACCGCAUCACUGGCGUUCAGAGCUUUGAGAUCGGCUGGAUCAGUAAAGCCAGUGCCAACCAGCGUGCUGGUCGUGCCGGUCGUACAGGACCCGGUCAUUGCUAUCGACUUUACUCGUCUGCUGUUUUCGAGCGAGACUUUGAAGAGUACGCUGAGCCUGAGAUUAUGCGCACGCCGCUCGAGGGCGUUGUUCUGCAGUUGAGGAGUAUGGGGGCUCCAGUUGUCAACUUUCCUUUCCCUACACCCCCCGAUCGCAGCAGCCUCCAGAAAGCCGAGAAUCUCCUCUCCUAUCUCGGUGCUCUAUCGCCAGACGGCAAAGUAACCAAACUCGGCCAAGAGCUCUCCUUAUACCCGCUCAACCCGCGCUUCGCUCGCAUGCUGGUUAUGGGUCUCGCGCAGAAUCUGGCCCCUCAGACGAUAGCCCUCGUCUCUGCUCUUUCAGUUCCUGAACUCUUCGUGUCAGAGAGCAAACUCAACCUGCGGUCGCCUCCCCCAGAAGAUCCAGACACGAUCCGCACGGAACAAGCUAAUCUCGAAGCCACGCAACGCAGCGAGCGCCGAAAAGCCUUCAAUGCCGCACAAGCUAAACUCAGCAUAAACGCCAACAAAAGCGACUGCAUCAAGUUAAACAACGCGGUCUGCGCUUACGCCCACGAGGCCGACCCCUUCGCCUUCUGCAGCACCAUGUUCCUCAAUUCCAAGGCGCUUAACGAAGCAAGUCAAUUGCGACAACAACUCACCUCCAUCGUCCGCGCACAUCGCCCUACCACAUUCCCGACUGGCUACAGCCCACGCCUCCCACCACCCUCCUCCGCAACCGUCAACCUCCUCACCCAAAUCUGCGCAGCUGGGUUCAUCGACCACGUCGCCAUGCGCGCCGACCUAGCCCCCUCUCCACCCGAACUCCCCCGCAAACCCAAAACAGCAAUCGAUGUCCCCUACAUCACUCUCUUCCCCUCGCACAUCCGUUCGUCCCCCAAAUCCACAGACCCCGAAUCCGCAAAAUAUGUCUUCCUUCACCCCUCCUCCCUCCUUAACCGCACCCCACCAGCGAAAAUGCCCGGAUACAUUAUCUACUCGCACCUCCAGCGCGCUUCUAAUUCCCUUUCUAAACACCCGAAGACGAGAUUUCAUCCGCUCACGCCGAUUACGAGACCGCAGCUUAUCAACAUUGCGCUUGGGACCCCAUUGCUGGAGGUUUCGAAGCCGAAGGGGAAGGUUGUUGAUGUGGAUAAGGAGUGUAGGGAGUGUGAGGUUGAGAUGGCACUGGUUGGCGGGAAAGGAGGUGGUGUUGGGUGGGGGUUGGGUGUUCGACGGGUUUUGCAGAGGAAAGAUGGGAUGGGGGGUUGGAGGGUUGAGAAGGUUUUGGGGUGA
This is a messenger RNA of Periconia digitata, 3970 nucleotides long. Lineage: Eukaryota; Fungi; Ascomycota; Dothideomycetes; Pleosporales; Periconiaceae. The record is from the annotation of a GenBank genome assembly.